Messenger RNA from Arachis ipaensis, 692 nucleotides. NCBI's taxonomy places the organism in Eukaryota, Viridiplantae, Streptophyta, Magnoliopsida, Fabales, Fabaceae. The record is from RefSeq and is a predicted model, not a curated record.
AACUUUUUUAAGUGAUCUCGUUAACUCUCUGAAUCAGUCUUCAACCAAACACAACCCUUGGAUCUUCUGUGCACAUAGAAUUCAAUUCUUGAAGCUUCUAACAGAUGGCAUCCAAGUCCUCUUCUGGUUCAAUUCCACCACCACCAAGAGCAUGCACCUAUCACGUGUUCUUGAGUUUCAGGGGUGAAGAUGCUCGCGGACGAUUCACUAGCCAUCUCUAUGACGCCCUCAACAGAAAGGGAAUCACAACCUACAGAGAUGAUAACAAUCUUCGCAAGGGUAAUGUUAUUUCAGAUGAACUCCUCAAAGCAAUUGAAGAGUCUAUGUUUGCAAUCAUAGUUCUGUCACCAAACUACGCUUCAUCCACAUGGUGCUUGGAUGAGCUCUGCAAGAUCCUUGAUUGCAAGAACAAGCUGGGGCUACAAAUGGUGACAGUGUUCUACGGUGUGGAACCUUCUGUUGUGAGGCACCAAAUAGGAACCUUUCAGAAAGCUUUCAAGAAGCACAAAAAGAGACACGACCGUGAGAAGGUUCAAAGAUGGAGGGAAGCGUUAAAACAAGUUGCUGAUUAUUCUGGAUGGACCUCAAAAAAUCAGUAAGCUAACUAAUCAUUAACUUACGCUUGUUAUUACUACAAUUUAUCUGCUAUACACCGUUCAAACUUUUAUUUCCAUACCCAUGUAAACAAAACU